Molecule: messenger RNA, 1143 nt
Organism: Phymastichus coffea
Lineage: Eukaryota; Metazoa; Arthropoda; Insecta; Hymenoptera; Eulophidae
Product: 3-hydroxyacyl-CoA dehydrogenase type-2-like
Exons: 4
Coding region: 164-931 (255 amino acids)
Biological process (GO): androgen metabolic process; fatty acid metabolic process; estrogen metabolic process
Cellular component (GO): mitochondrion
Molecular function (GO): estradiol 17-beta-dehydrogenase [NAD(P)+] activity
Source: RefSeq, a predicted model, not a curated record
GAGAGUUCAAUUUCCGCAUGACGAAAGGGUCAGAAAUUAUAACCAGUCAUUGCAUUGCGAUAUAUACUCGUAUUUUCUGUCUCACUAAGAUAAGUACCGGUGAUCAAUUCAUUGUAGACUUCUUAAACUCCUGCUUAUUUUACAAACCAACCAAUUUUGCAGCAUGAUCAAGAAUACUGUAGCUUUAGUAACUGGAGGAGCCUCUGGACUUGGUAGAGGAACUGUUGAGAGAUUUGUCAAACAUGGCGCAAAAGUCAUUAUUGGAGAUCUUCCGACAUCAAAAGGAGCAGAUGUUGCCAAUGAGCUUGGAGAUAAUGCAAUAUUUGCACCCAUGAACGUUACUUCAGAUGAGGACAUCCAAGAAGCUCUCAAGCUUGCUAAGGACAAGUUUGGACGUCUGGAUGUCCUCGUAAAUGCUGCUGGCAUAGCUGUGGCCUACAAGACUUAUAAUUCAUUAAAAAAAACUUGUCACACUCUUGAAGACUUUGAAAAAGUGAUUAAAGUAAACACAAUUGGUACUUUCAAUGCAAUCAGAUUGUCAGUCGCCAUGAUGUGUGACAAUCAACCAAACAAGGAUGGACAACGUGGUGUCAUCAUCAACACUGCUAGUGUUGCAGCUUACGAUGGUCAGAUUGGACAAGCUGCUUACUCUGCUAGCAAAGGUGCCAUCGUGGGAAUGACCCUUCCCAUUGCUCGUGAUUUAUCUCGUGAUGGUAUUCGAGUAGUAACAAUCGCCCCAGGUCUUUUUAACACUCCUCUCCUGGCAGGUCUACCCGAAAAAGUCCGUAUUUUUCUGGCAAAGAGUAUCCCAUUCCCACAACGUCUGGGUGAACCCGACGAAUAUGCUGCUCUCGCACAACAUAUCGUUGAAAAUCCUAUGAUCAACGGUGAGACUAUUCGUAUUGACGGUGCCCUUCGCAUGCAGCCUUGAAUUAAAAAUUUUCUCUGAGAUUUGUACUAGCACGACUAUGGAAUUUUUUACUGUUGUAAUCUACAUUUAUACCAUUGUUUAUGUAAUUGUUUGUAUAUAACAUUUAAGAUUGUUUUUCUUAAGAUUUUGCCUCCUCUUUUGAUAUGGUAGACCUUUUUAAGAUAUGAUAAUGUACCUAGUGCAAUGUUGAUUGAAUAAAUAAAUAUUUUUUU